AAAUUAUUGAUGGCAGCUAUAGGAUUCUUGGCAGCGGUAAACAAUAUAUGUCAAACUUAGACAUGUUGGGAAAAUGGUUGGAGGAUAAAUAUUUGUUAGGUAUGAUGGAUUGUCAGAGCAUGAAAUGUAUACCUGCGCUUUGACGCGAUCGAUAAUCUAUGAAGAGUUGCGUUAAAUUAUUCAACGCUUGUACCCGGUGCAAGUUAGAAGUAGAGAGAGAGACAGGGAGAGACUGAAAAAAAAUCAUUAAAUCGUUGUUCAUCAAGUUGGAAUUGUAGUGUGCGUUCAUCAUAAUAAUGAGAUAGUGGCGCUGAUGGUCGUAAAAAACUAAUCGCCACUCUGUCCGGUUAACUGCUUGAUGCCGAUUAACGUGUUGAAGGUUAGAGAAAGAAUAGCCCUUCACCUAUACAAGAACUAGUAAUACAAAUCGCAGCAUCGCCUGUGUCUGAACACGGAUUCUAGGUGAUCGCCGGAAGGCCGCCAUCAUGGGUACCAAAAAGCGUGAUGGAUGUUGCAGAAAGUUUACCAAGUUUCUCUUCUCCCACAUCGGGCUGUCCGCCAUGGUGAUUCUCUACUGCGUGGCGGGAGGCUUCAUCUUUGAGCAUCUGGAAAAACAGAACGAGCAGCAGAUCUGCUACGAGUCGCGAUCCGAAUACAACCCGAUGGAGAACAAGACUAUCGAGAGCAUUCUGAAGAUCUUCAGCGACUACGGGUUUCCCAGUCCCGCCAACAGAGAAAUUAUGGAAAUCCAGAUCGAGAGCGUGCUGCAGACGUUCAGAAACAACACUAUCGCCAUCGGGUACGACGGCAGAGACUGCGUCCACUACGGAGUGCCCGGAGGACCAGUCUACGAAUGGUCCUGGCCCGGCGCUCUCAUGUUCUCUGUGACCGUGAUUUCGACAAUUGGGUAUGGGCACAUCGCCCCGAAGACAGUCUGGGGUCGACUGGUCUGUAUAGCAUACGCCGUGCUUGGUAUACCGUUGAUGCUGCUGUGUCUCGCGAACAUAGGCGACGUGCUGGCGGACAUCUUUCGCUUCAUCUACGCCAAGAUCUGCUGCUGCGGUUGCUGUCGCCGCAAGAAGAGGAGAACCACCAAGGUUGUCCAGAUCAGACCAAUGCAGCGUUCACAGGACCCGGCCUGGAAGACGGAAAAAUCUGGAGUCAUCGGCGGAAGCCUGACUGACGACUUCUCCCGAAUACCCACGAAAUCCCCGACGGGCAGUACGGACACCAACGACAACAAAAAGAGCAAUACCGACAUGGCGUCUCUGGUUCGUCCGGGUUCGUCAAAGUCCGGCUCCAGAGCACCGAGCCCGUCCGGAAAGACGGUGAAAAUAGUUCCCCUCGAUCUGAAAGCGUUCAACCGGCCACCGACGAAACACGACCCGGUAAUUCUCGACGACGACAGCGAUGACGACGACGACGAUUUGGACGAGAAGAAGAUCACGGUUCCCCUCACCAUCACGAUGAUCGUCAUAGGCGGCUACAUUUUCGGAGGAGCGGUCCUGUUCGGCUUGUGGGAGGGCUGGGAUUGGCUGCAAUCGGCCUACUUCUGCUUCAUCACGCUGAGCACCAUCGGUUUUGGUGACGUGGUACCCGGAACUGAUUUCGAGAACCCCCAGGCGCAGGCGCAGCUCAUUCUUGGCGCCAUCUAUGUGAUGUUCGGCAUGGCCAUUUUGUCCAUGUGUUUCUCGCUAAUGCAGGACGAGAUUAUCGCGAAGGGCAAGUGGGUUGGCGAGAAGUUGGGAAUUCUCGACAAAACUGACGAUUGAGAUUUUUGGUCAUUAAAGGAAAAGUAACUUUUUUUGUAAAAUGAUCAUACCGCAGUUAUGUAAGGACUAAAAUAAAAAAACAAAAAACAAAAAAAAUUAAAAAGGAAAACCAAAAACAUAAGAACUGGAAUUUGAUUAUAAUCAGGUGUUAAAAAGGUUAAGUACCUUUUUUUUGAGGGGGGAACACUAGUAUAUAUAUUGUAUCUCUAACUCUGAGGUUGACCUUGGAAUGAGGUUGUUUAUUUGAAAACCCGCUGAUGCUAGUUACCUGAAGAGCUGACGCCCACCGAGUGCAGGGUUUGAUGUUGCUGUUACCGCCGCCUCGUCUAGACCGGACAGACACACAUGUGCCUCGUUUUGAACAUGCCUUAUUGACCUGUUGUUAGUUAGGCCGACCCUUCAUUGGCGUUGACGUUAUUUAAACUGUCGUCUUUUCUGAACUAUACUGCUGACAUUUUACCACGUCGAGUCGUGGUCUCCAUACCUCUCGUAUUGUUUCUAACUUGUUUCAAAAAUCACUCCAUCACAGUUACAAUAUGUCCAAAACAAAAAACCCUAUAUUUUACGACAAUCACAUGGCAGAUACCAGUCUAUUACAUUCAUACUAUAUCAAAAACCAGUUUAUGACCAUCACAUGCCAGGUACCAGUCUAUAAUAGUCAUAAUAUUAUGUCAAACACCAGUUUACUAUAAUCACAUGUCAGGUACCAAUCUAUAACAGUCAUAAUAUGUCAAACACCAGUUUACUACAAUUGCAUGCCAGGUACCAGUCUAUUACAGUCAUACUAUGUCAAAACCCAGUUUACUACAAUGAUAACAUACCAGAUACCACUACAACAGUCCCAACUUACCAGCAGUCACAAUUCAAAGUGUCACAAACCAAUUUAUAAUGACACAAUCCAACAAAAUUCUACAUGAUUCAUUUCACUGACACUUGUAACACCUCACAAACAUUCAUUGCAUAUCACACACUUGUUACAUUUCACGCACAAAUUUUGCACCACAUACACCAGCAUUUUAUUUCACAAACUAAGAUAAUAAUUUUGUAACGAACCUUAAACUUUUUGACAACCUGGACUGAAUUCGAGAAUUUGGACUUGUUUUUAAUCUAUUCUAUUGCUUUAAACUUCAAAUUAUUGUAGGUUUCUUUUUACAUAUUAAUGCAUGUGGCUAUAGAGAGACAUAUAUGCAACCUGGAGACUGUUAUUUUAGUGUUGUGCCAUACGUAAACUAUCAACCAAAGCUUUGCUAAUCUUUUGGGGGGCCUUAAGAAGGUUUUGGCAAGAUACGUAUAGAUUAAAAGGCCGUGAUUAAUAGUUUCCAUGUGAUUAAUUAUAAAGAAUUAUAUUUAUUUUAUAUAAUUUAGUUUAUGUUUAUUAACACCAUUAGUAAACAACUCUGCAAUAUCUUAAGUGACAAACUCCAGGUGUAUGAAUGCACUUACAUUUUUAUUACGAUAAUCAGGUGAAUAAACCACUUUGUUACUAUUACGCAGAGAAAUUACUCAAAUUAAGAAGAAGAACAAAGAAAAAUGCAGCAGAUGAAAUAAUUGAUAAUAUCUAUUAAUUUCAUAAAAGUAAAAUAUAACCUAAAGUUUAUUUGGCAGGAACUAAAAUAGCACUGGAAGCAAAUAAUGUUAUUUGAUAGUCAAAAUAAAUUCACUUAUGAUGGGAGUCUGUACCACUGUGAUUAACUUAGACAAUUACAUUCUUUUUAUGGAAGUUACAGGACUUGAAUGCUAGGCAAUAUUAAUUGUAAUGGUUCCUCGGGUGAUAAUAUGCUCUCGCCAUCCAAAAAUGUUAAUAAUUGUGUGUGCGUGCGUGUGUGUGUGUGCGUGCGUGCGUGCGUGUGUGUGUGUGUGUGUGUAUGUGUUCUUAGCUUAUAACUGUCAAUACGGUCAUGAUUCAAACGACCAGACACACGUACGAGGUUUGUGGAUCAUGUCACAACGUGAUAGUUGUUGUUUGUUUUGUUUUGACAAGAUUUUAUGGAAGUUGUUAAUGCUUAUUAGGAUUUAUAUUUUAAUAUAGAUAUUUUUAAUUGAUUUUCAAUUAACAGCACAUCAUUUUAUUAGCAGGCACUACUUACUCGUUGUGCUUUGGAUAGGAUGCACUGAAAUCAAAAGGUAGUUCCGUUUUGUUCGUUAUCUAGUGUGUAAACUUAUGUUUGGAACAAUUUACAAAUAGUAAAUGUUGAUAUCUAUGCCUGUGCUUAUUAUGGAUAUACUUUUAAAUUGUUAUUUCGUUUGACCAUGUAAUAACUUUAAAUACUUAUGUAACAAAAUGCAAUAUAUUAAUAAUUUUGCAAUGUUCGACUGCAUGAAACCAAAUAGCACAGAAAUAUUCCGUCCACUAUAAAGAUUCCAGUUUUUAUUGUUAUAUUUUUAUAGAACGAUAGACAUCGGUUUUGAGUUUAUUGACAGUGUUAGAUACUGCUGAUAUUCUAUAUGCAUACCUCUUCAAUAACAUAUCCAUAAUCAGAAUUGCUGAACUGUAUAAUUUAGUAUAUGACCUUGGAAAAGAAGUAUUGAGCUGAUUACAUAAGUGCUAUUCGAAAAUAACGUAAUGGUUUUCCCGUAGUGCCAUGCUGCUGAAUUUUUAAGUUUAGUGAUGUCUUAUAUUAUCUUACAUUUCGUUGCUUAGAAACACAUUCAACUCGCCUUCGCUCGUCAGAUGCGUUAUGAAACAACUCAUAUGAUAAAUGAUAUCUAUGUAGUAUCAUGUCCAAGUAAGGCCUACAAGGCAUUCUGCAGUUGUUUUUACCGCUACAUUUGUAUGUUGUAUAAUAUUUUUAUAUCAUGAAAUACGGUUUAGCUUUCCUUGGUACUGAAUUUGCUUGCAUUCAGGCAUUGAAAAAUGUGCAACAGUUCAUUUACUGUUUUAUUGUUAAUCUAAUUUUCCAAAAUCUGUUCAUUUUAUUGUAUAGUUUAAUCUUGCAUUUUGUUAAGUAGAACAAAGUUAUCUACAGAUUAGUUUAGAGUCACUUCAUUAAUUAUGUGAUGAUGGUGAUGAUCAAGCAAUCACUGUAUCAAUGUAGUCACCCAUUUUUAUAAAAUGUUCAAGCUGAUGAUGCUUUUACGUUCAUGCUUGUGCCUAAUUAAAGUUCAAACACGCUAUCCUGAACAGGUCACUAGGUUGCGUGGACUGUCCUUCCAAGGACAAGUUAUUAAUGUUGUACUGUUGUUCCGGAAGUGAAAACUAUAUCGACACCAUUUAUUAAAAUUGUUCCGUUUCAUGACGCGAGGCCUUAGUCUCAAACAUUCAAAUAUCAUUUGUACUUUAAAGAAACUAUGCUGAGUUUGCAGUUUUCGACUAAUAGAGCCUUUUUAAUGACUACACUUAUACAUUAAACAAAGAUCGGAUCCAGGAAAUAUGGAAGGGACCAAGGGGAAAAAACGCAUGGACCAACUCAUGAAAAGGGCAACCCAAUCAAAACACGUUUAAAGACAGAAAAAAGAGGCUGUUGAAUAAAUUUAGGGUUGGGGGUGGUGUCCACCUUUGUUAAAUACAUGUUGUUAUUUAGAAUAUAUCAUAUCGGAGAUCACCUCUGUUAAAUACAUGUUGUUAUUUAGAAUAUAUCAUAUAUGGGGGGGUUCACCUCUGUUAAAUACAUGUUGUUAUUUAGAAUAUAUCAUAUCGGGGGGGGGUCAACCUCUAUUAAAUACAUGUUAUUUAGAAUAUAUCAUAUCGGGGGGGGGGGGGUCAACCUCUAUUAAAUACAUGUUGUUAUUUAGAAUAUAUCAUAUCGGGGGGGGGGGGGGGGGGGGUCAACCUCUAUUAAAUACAUGUUGUUAUUUAGAAUAUAUCCUACCAGUCUGUGUAUUCAGUAUGUUUCUGAUCGUCCUAAUCUUUGUAGUAGCUCAAACUUAUUUAUUUCCAAAUUCAUUUUUUUUUUUUCAAUUGGGAUGUAAAAUUUGAUGUAUUUACAAAUAUUGGGGCAAUUGAAUAUACAGACACUGAUAUUCUAAACAAGAACAUACAUGUAUUUGAUAUGUCAUUUCAGUCGUAAAAGAUUUUAUUAAGCCAUUAUAAAAUAACAUCCUUACAAUGGCAGCAAACUCAGAACAGUCUCUUUAAUGAAUAUCUUUGUUAUUAUUGCAUGUUGGGAUUGGUGGGGUUUUUAAAACAUUCUCUCAUCUUUUCUUUUUUUUUCUCUUUUUUGUUGUUUAUUUAUUUAUUUUAUUUUAUUCAAAUACUAGUAAUAUUAUAUAAAUGAGACGAAUUAAUGAAAGGUUAUCAUCGCGCAAUAAAUUUAGCCGCAUUUAAGUCUAAAACACGGAUUUAUUGUUGCUGCGUGCAAGUCUUAAACGGACAAAAUAUGACUUGUUCUUGUAGCUAUGGACCAUAUUUUUAUUGAAAUUAUUAAAUAUGUGCUUAGGGAAAUUACACGUGAGUAAGUGAUAAAACCUUCGUAAGUUCGGCCUUGAAUGUUCUCGAGUGUGUGUUCCAACUCUACUCUGGUUUUUUGUAUGUGUUGUUAGUUGUACAUACAUUGCUAUAUAUCACUGUUGGUUAUUGAACACGUAUUUAUAUAUGUCUAUCUAGUUGUUACUUGUUGCAUCUAUACAGUACUGAAAACUGACGAAUAACUUAUUUUUUUAAUCACGAUGCCUUACACUUGCUGUUAUGAUUUUUAUGUUUAUUAACAUUUUUUUUUUUCUGCUUGUUACUUGCUUGUGUCUGUAAAUAUAAAUAUAUAUAUGUGUGUGUAUAUCAAAUGUAUAUUUUUAAGAAAAAGAAACGUUUCAUAAUCAUUCAUAUAUUUAUCUUUAAACGUUCAACUGUUACUGGCUGCACCGAUAAAAUAAAAAUAAAAACUACGAUGCAAACCGCACGGCAUCACGUGAUUCCAAUUAUUUGUCAUCACGUGAUCGCCGAAUACCCGUCGUUACGUAGUCCUAGUUAUUUGUCAUCACGUCAUUUGUAAGUUAUUUGUCACAAGACCGCUGAUUAUUUACUUGUCCGUCUAUUAAGUUGUUAAGUUAAGAAAGUUAUUUUAAAACCAGAUAUAAUAGUUUUCCAUUGUUAUCUGAUUAUUUGAUUUCCAUCUCUCUCUCUCUCUCUCUCUCUCUCUCUCUCUCUCUCUCUCUCUCUCUCUCUCUCUCUCUCUCUCUCUCUCUCUCUCUAUAUAUAUAUAUAUAUGCUUUCUCUUUUAAUUAUUUUUAAUACAUAAAAUCAUGUUACACAAAAUAAUUAUAAACUUGAACCGAACUGCUGAUAAAUAUGGUACAGAUGAUACAAAUUUUAAAAUAUCAUGUUAGCUUUUUUAUAUAAAUAUAUAGGCCUAUUAUCUCCAUUUAAAUGGGGGUUUUUCUAUGAGAAAGUUUUAUUUAAUGGUUUUUGCCAUAUUUCAUGCAUAACAUUGAACGUAUAUGCAACAACAACAACACUGGUGUAGUAGAAAAUGGCAUGGCCGCCAUUAGUCUAUAAAAUGAUAGUAUGUUCACACCUAAACAACGGAUAAGGUUGCUUGAUCCUGCACCGGAACACUAUUGCGCACAUUGUGGCUUUAUGUUUACUGCUGCAAGUCUGUUAUUUUAUAUACUAGUAGAUACAUGCACCUUUGAUUUAGUCAAAGUUUGACUCAUACACUACACUAAAUUUUGUAAUGAGAGAUAUGUGUACAAAGUACAGUACAUCAUUGAUAUGAAUUAAUUUUGUUCUACGUAAAAUGUAUAAUAUCCAAUAAAAUGCCGUCCAAGACUCAUGUGAUUUUUAAAAAAACCUUGAUCACUUGAUUAAAAACAAAUUGAAAAUAAAAUAUUAUAUUCAAGAAAAUAGUGUAUAAUCAAUAUACAAUUUUUUUUACAAGUGAACAUUUGAACAAUAAAUAAAACACUGCACAAAAUUUAAUAAGCACAGCAUUUAAUACACAUAAUGCAUAAUUAUUGUAAUAAUUUUAGAAAUGUUAAUUAUUUAUGUCGAAAACUAUAUUUAUUAAUGUUAAUUAUUUGCAUUGAAAAUAAUUUAUUUGUUAAACUGAGUGCAUCUGAGUGCCCAAUAUUAUUAGUCAUCAAGUUGACAGGUAUAUCGAUGUAAUUUUAACUACUUUGUAUAGUGUUUAUUUAUCUUAAGUGUUGAGUUGUAUUCUAUCUGUGAUACGUCUGUACAAAGUAUUAAAAUAAAGUUAUUCCUCGUA
Gigantopelta aegis is the source of this 7909-nucleotide messenger RNA. Its product is annotated as TWiK family of potassium channels protein 7-like. The transcript has 3 exons. Lineage: Eukaryota; Metazoa; Mollusca; Gastropoda; Neomphalida; Peltospiridae. Gene Ontology annotation, molecular function: potassium ion leak channel activity. Gene Ontology annotation, cellular component: membrane. The coding region runs from base 486 to 1772 and encodes 428 amino acids. The record is from RefSeq and is a predicted model, not a curated record. Gene Ontology annotation, biological process: stabilization of membrane potential; potassium ion transmembrane transport.